Molecule: messenger RNA, 1460 nt
Organism: Dioscorea cayenensis subsp. rotundata (Guinea yam)
Lineage: Eukaryota; Viridiplantae; Streptophyta; Magnoliopsida; Dioscoreales; Dioscoreaceae
Exons: 3
Coding region: 241-1395 (384 amino acids)
Source: RefSeq, a predicted model, not a curated record
CCCACAAAGUUAUCCCCAUUGUUUUCAGAGUAAGAUCUCCUUAAAAUCACCAACAAAGCACUGCACCAAAAACAAGAAAAAUUCCUCAAAAGAAGGUCUAUAAAGCAAAAGCAAUAUUCAACCUCUGGCUUCCUCUCUCCCUUAGACUCAUACUCUGUCCUUUUCCUAUCAAAAACCAAACCAUAUUUUGUAUUUUCCCAUUCAUAUUUCACACUCACCAUCACCUUCAUUGAUUCUUCCAUGAGCUCAAGAGGGAGAAGGAAAAUGCAUAUGCCUAGAGUGCAACCUCUCACUCCAUUAAUGGAAGGUCCAUAUCUAAACUCAGAGUCUGAAGAUGAUCAAUGGAAGAAGAAGAAGAAAAAGAAGAACAAGAAGAAGGAGAUGUCAUGGGUUACAUUCAGAUCAUUGGUUGGUAUAAGAAAGGAUAAAGACUUGUUGCCAAUGAGAUUGAAUCUAAAGCUCAUGCUUGGUGUACUUGCUUGUCCACUAGCUCCAAUCCCAUUACCUCUUCAACCAAGUUACUACCAUUUCUCUAUCAAAGACAGUCCAACUGAGAGUACAUGUGCUAGAUAUAUAGUGCACCAAUACUUAGCUGCCACAGGAUGGAUGAGAAAAAGAGAGAAGAAGAUGAAGAGUUUGUAUGUGAGUGGGAAAGUGAAGAUGGUGGGGUGUGAGAGUGUGUGCACAAUGGGAAGGAAUGGGAAGAUGGUGGUGGAAGAUGAGAGAAAUGGAGGUAGUGAGAGUGGGUGUUUUGUGUUGUGGAAAAUGUCGACGGCGAUGUGGUUGGUGGAGAUGGUGGUGGAAGGGUGCAAAGUGGUUGCCGGAAGCGAUGGUAAAGUCAUAUGGCGACACCUCCCGUGGUCGGGAACUCACCUCGCUCGAGGUCCCCUUCGCCCUCUUAGACGUAUUGUUCAGGGUUUGGACCCGAAUACGACGGCGAGUAUGUUUGCUAAAGCGCAAUGCGUGGGAGAGAAGAUUGUCGGAAAUGAUGAUUGUUUUGUGCUUAAAGUUUGUACUGAUAGAGAAGCUAUUGAAGAGAGGAAUGAGGCAUCUGCAGAGGUUAUUAGGCAUGUUCUUUAUGGAUAUUUCAGCCAGAAGAGUGGUUUGCUUAUCUACAUUGAGGAUUCACAUCUAACAAGAGUUCAAUCUCCGGCAAUGGAGACCGUAUAUUGGGAGACGACGUUUGGGAGUAGCAUUGAGGAUUAUAGAGAGGUUGAUGGAGUGUUUAUUGCUCACCGGGGGACGUCGACGGCGACGGUGUUUCGCUUUGGUGAAGCUAGAGAUAUUCAUAGCAGGACCAAGAUGGAGGAGACAUGGAGGAUAGAUGAUGUGGUUUUUGAUGUUCCUGGCCUUUCUUGUGAUUGUUUCAUCCCUCCAACUGAUGUUUUGAAUUAGAGAAUUAGGACAAUGUUCUGUUUGGGGAAUUUGGUCAAAUAAUAAAAUCUUGUCAUAUGAUUUCA